Molecule: messenger RNA, 4154 nt
Organism: Hippopotamus amphibius kiboko
Lineage: Eukaryota; Metazoa; Chordata; Mammalia; Artiodactyla; Hippopotamidae
Gene: RECQL4
Product: RecQ like helicase 4
Exons: 21
Coding region: 58-3993 (1311 amino acids)
Biological process (GO): DNA replication; double-strand break repair via homologous recombination; telomere maintenance
Cellular component (GO): chromosome; nucleus; cytoplasm
Molecular function (GO): four-way junction helicase activity; ATP binding; 3'-5' DNA helicase activity
Source: RefSeq, a predicted model, not a curated record
GAGGCCGGCGUCGCCCUCCUGGCGGGAGAUUCGCGGGGCGCGGGGCGCGGGGCGACCAUGGAGCGGCUGCGGGACGUGCGGGAGCGGCUGCAGGCGUGGGAGCGCGCAUUUCGGCGGCGGAGCGGGCGGCGUCCGGGCCAGGAGGACGUGGACGCGGCGCCCGAGGAGACCCGCGCGCUCUACCGGGAGUACCGCGCCCUGAAACAGGCCUUGGGCCAGGCCGGCGGCGUCGGGCCUCACAGCUCGGAGCGGUCGCUUCCCGCGGCGGCCGAGGAGAUGGCGGAGCCCAGCUGCUGGGGCCCCCACCUGAAUCGAGCUGCAACCCAGAGCCCCCAUCCUCCGUCAAAGCUGAGCCCUCAGGAGUCUGUGCGGGACUACGGGAAGAGGCUCAAGGCCAACCUAAAAGGCAGUGCGCAGGCUGGCCCAGCCCCGAGUGGAAUACCCCGGCUUGCACGAAGAUCCUCCUCCAAGAUGCCUUCCCCAGGGCCACCAGGCACAGGGGCUGCUGCCAUUUCUCCGGAAGUCAGCGAGGUGCCCCCCCAGCCUCCCAGGCCCCAGCUGAGGCCAGGCCGGCUCCAGCAGCUGAGGGCAUCCCUGAGCCUACGGCUGGGCUCCCUAGACCUUGGUUGGCUGCAGCGGUGUCACAACGGGACCCCAGAUUUUCUGGAGGUUCCCAGCACCUGCCAGCCUGGCAUGGGUGCAGAGGAGUCACAGCGUCUUACUUCAGCGUCCCUACCUGCCCUUGGUCCCAGAGCUGGAUCUGAGAUCCCUUUACAGGGCCCAGAGGCUCCAGCCCUACCAGCAGCUGGUGUCAGUACAAGGAAUCCCCAGCCUGGUAACCGUCAAGGCAAGAAGCGGAGACGGAGUGGGGAGUCAGAGGGAAGCCCUGUGCAGACCCAGCGGGACAGCGGCCAAGCAGGACCGCUGCUUGCGGGAGCUGGGACUGCAGUGGCUGCAGAAGACUGUCCAGAACAGCCUCUGCAGGCGCAACCCCCCAGCAAGCCCCCAGCCCCCAGACGUGCCGUCCAGGACAAGGGGAACUAUGUGCGGCUCAACAUGAAGCAGAAACACUACGUGCGGGGCCCGGCCCUGAGGGGCAGGCUCCUCUGCAAGCAGGUGUGGAAGCAGAAGUGGUGGAAAAAAAGAGAGUGUUUUGGGGGUGGUCAGCCCAGAGCCACAGCCCGGGAUUCUCACUCCCAGUGUGGGCAGCUCAGGCACUGGGCACCCCAGUGCCCUCAGCCAGAACCUACGCUGGCCCUUCAGAGCGAGGGUGUCAAGGAUGAGAACUGCGCACAGACCUGGCCCACGUUAGAGGAAGUAUCGCAGAGAACAGGCGCAGCCUCCUACCCACUCGCUGCAGGUGAAGAAGACACAGAGCCUGUGGGGCCUGAGCUGCUCGUGCCCACGGGGCCGUCUCUGCCCAAGGUGUCCUGUCCGCUUCCUUCCGUGCCACCACUCUACCCGACAGGGCCCUCAGGACAGGUGGCAGACACACCAGCUGAGGUGUUUCAGGCCCUGGCGCAGCUGGGGCACCAAGCCUUCUACCCCGGGCAGGAGCGUGCCGUCAUGCAGGUCCUGUCUGGCGUGUCCACGCUGCUGGUGCUGCCCACGGGGGCUGGCAAGUCUCUGUGCUACCAGCUCCCUGCACUGCUCUACUUCCGGCGGGGCCCCUGCCUCACUCUGGUCAUCUCUCCUCUCAUGUCGCUCAUGGACGACCAGGUUUCCGGCCUGCCCCCAGGCCUCAAGGCGGUCUGCAUCCACUCGGGGAUGACCAAGAAGCAGCAGGUCUCUGCCCUGCAGAAGGUCCGGUCGGCCCGGGUGCAGGUGCUGAUGCUGUCACCAGAGGCGCUGGUGGGGGCCGGGGGCACGGCCUUCCUCACGCAGCUGCCCCCGGUUGCCUUUGCCUGCAUCGACGAGGCCCACUGUCUCUCUCAGUGGUCCCACAACUUCCGGCCCUGCUACCUGCGUGUCUGCCAGGUGUUGCGGGAACGCAUGGGUGUUGGCUGCUUCCUGGGUCUCACAGCCACGGCCACACGCAGCACUGCCCUCGACGUGGCCCGGCACCUGGGCGUGGCCGAGGAGUCUGUCCUCAGGGGACCAGGCACCAUCCCUGCCAAUCUGCACCUCUCCGUGUCCUCAGACAGGGACCCAGACCAGGCUCUGGUGACGCUGCUGCACAGCCCUCGUUUCCGUGCCCUGGACGCGGUCAUCGUCUACUGCAACAGGCGGGAGGAGACGGAGCGUGUGGCUGCCCUGCUGCGCACCUGCCUGCGUGAGGCCUGGGACCCGGGACCCCGAGGCCGAGCCCCGGAGGCUGUGGCCGAAGCCUACCAUGCUGGCAUGUGCAGCCGGGAGCGGCGACGGGUGCAACGGGCCUUCAUGGAGGGCCGGCUGCGAGUGGUGGUGGCCACGGUGGCCUUCGGGAUGGGGCUGGACCGGCCGGACGUGCGGGCUGUGCUGCAUCUGGGGCUACCCCCAAGCUUUGAGAGCUACGUGCAGGCUGUGGGCCGGGCUGGGCGCGAUAGGCAGCCUGCACACUGCCACCUCUUUCUCCGGCCCCAGGUGGGUACACGCCCCACCGCCCCUCCCCCAGCCCCGCUGUGUGCCUCGUACGCCCACGUUCGCACCGCUCUGCCGCAGGGCCAAGACCUGUGGGAGCUGCGCAGACACGUGCACGCGGAUGCUGUCGACUUCCUCGCCGUGAAGAGGCUGGUGCAGCACGUGUUUCCUCCCUGCACCUGCGCCCGCCGGCCCCCAGAGCACGAGGGAGGCGAGAGCUGGGAAAGGCCCUUGGCCAGAGCCCCUGUCCCAGAGCACGAGGGAGGCGAGAGCUGGGAAAGGCCCUUGGCCAGAGCCCCUGUGGCUGCGUCUCCGCAGGAUGCUGACCAUCCCAGCACUGAGGGCACAGCCCGGUGCCCAGGCCAUGAGCGGGCGCUGCCAGUGCAGCCCACCGUGCAGGCCCUGGAUAUGCCUGAGGAGGCCAUCGAGACCCUGCUCUGCGACCUGGAGCUGCACCCACAGCGCUGGCUGAAGCUCCUGGCACCCACCUAUGCCCGCUGCCACCUGCGCUUCCCGGGGGGCCCCACCCAGCUCCAGGCCCUGGCCCACAGGUGUCGCCCCCUGGCAGUGUGCUUGGCCCGGCAAUGCCCCAAGAACACCAGUAGGGAGAGCAGUUCUGUGGAGGUGGACGUGGUCGAGCUGGCAGACUCCAUGGGCUGGGAGCUGGCCCCCGUGCAACGUGCUCUCCACCAGCUGCGGUGGGAUCCAGAGCCCAAGACAGGUUUGCCUCGGGGCACAGGGGUGCUGGUGGAGUUCAAGGAGCUGGCCUUCCACCUGCGCAGCCCUGGGGACCUGACAGCCCAGGAGAGGGACCGGAUCUGUGACUUUUUGCAUAACCGCGUGCAGGCCCGUGAGCGAGAAGCCCUGGCCCGCCUGCACCGCACCUUCCAGGCUUUUCACAGCGUGGCCUUCCCCAGCUGCGGGCCAUGCCUGGAGCAGCCCAGCGAGGAACGCAGCGGCAGGCUCAAGGUCCUGCUCAGUCGGUACUUUGAGGAAGAGUUAGAGGCACCGGGGGGCGUGGGAGCCGAGGAGGACCCGGAGCUAGGACAGGCCAGGCUCCAGGACUGGGAGGACCAGAUCCGCCGGGACGUCCGCCACCUCCUCUCCUCAUGGCCAGAGCAGCGGUUCUCGGGCAGGGCUGUGGCCCGAGUUUUCCACGGCAUCGGUGCGGACCCGGGAGACCUCGUCCUGACAAAGGCGGGGCUGGGGGCAGACCUGGCCUGGAGUCCUCAGAGCCGUGUCUCCUUCCACUGCAGGGAGCCCCUGCUACCCGGCCCAGGUGUACGGGCGGGACCGGCGCUUCUGGAGAAAGUACCUGCACCUGAGCUUCCAUGCCCUCAUGCACCUGGCCACAGAGGAGAUCCUGCUGUGGAGGUGCUGACUGCUGUGUGCCUUGGGAGGGCCCAGUUCCCCGUGUCACAGGCAAGGGCCUGAGCAGGGGCUGUGUGGCCAGUGGGGGUGUCGGGUGCAGCAGAUCCUCAAGGCAAGAACGGGGAGAUCCCAGUGGCCAGGACAGCGACCAACCACCCUGGACAAAGCCUACCACCGGGAGCACGGGAGCGAGGAGGACCCAAAGUGCAGAAUAAAAGAUGCUC